UUGUUUGUAAUGUUUCUACCACUAUUUUGACGGAUAGCCACAUUUGAUCAAAAUGGACCCUUCGUGUUAAUUUUUUUUUUCAACUAAAUAACUACAUCUGAUGAGUAUUUAUCUUCUAAUUCAGAUAUUGUCUAUCCAUCCAUCUGAAAGUCCUCAUUCUAUGUAUCCCCCUAAAGCCUGAUGCUUAAUUUAAACCUCCAUUGAUUGCAUCAGAGACCUUCCGAGUUUUUCUUAUAAUGGCAUCUCCAUUGGAGGUAGGAGCACAAGGAACCAUUGGAUUCCUCAUCUCACAAGAGAUUGAAUACUUCAGAAAAGUAGAUGUUGGUGACUGGAAGAGCUCACAGCGAAUCAAAUCAUUGAAGAUGACAGAUGAAGCUUCAGAAGGCAAAUGUUUCGAACUGAAAGAGGAAUCUGAUGCCGGUAAUAUCAAGAAGAAGAAGACGAGGAAGAAGAAGAAAGUAAAAGAAGGAAAAUAUUUUCCUUCUAUUUGCUCGGCAAUUGGCAUUUCUGAAAGUACUAUCAUAUCACAAAGCAGAAUUUUUCUGCAGAAGUAGGCAAAGAAUAACUUGUUCCUAUUGCGGUUUAUAAUUUGCAUUUCAGGUGUCAGCCUUCAGAUAUAAAAAGUAAGCGUUUUCUUAAUGGUUUUGAUGAAUUAUAGGCUUCACAUGGAUGUGUUGAGAGAAGAAUGUUUGUUUCUGUAAUGUGAGCAUAUUUUCUUAGUUUCAAUAAUAUUGAGAAUUCAGACA
Molecule: messenger RNA, 746 nt
Organism: Phalaenopsis equestris
Lineage: Eukaryota; Viridiplantae; Streptophyta; Magnoliopsida; Asparagales; Orchidaceae
Exons: 1
Coding region: 237-554 (105 amino acids)
Source: RefSeq, a predicted model, not a curated record